AUGGGGUUCAUCUCGAGGAAUGUUUUUCCAGCGUGCGAGAGUAUGUGCGUUUGCUGUCCUGCUCUCAGGUCCAGAUCUCGACAGCCCGUCAAGCGUUACAAGAAACUGCUUGGUGAGAUCUUCCCAAAAUCCCCUGAGGGUGCACCAAACGAGAGAAAGAUUGUCAAAUUGUGUGAGUAUGCUGCAAAAAACCCAAUCCGUAUCCCCAAGAUUGCUACGUAUCUUGAAGAGAGGUGUUACAAGGACCUUCGAUCUGAGCAGAUGAAGUUCAUCAAUAUUGUCACUGAGGCUUACAACAAAAUGCUUUGCCAUUGCCAGGAUCAGAUGGCUUAUUUCGCUACAAGCUUGCUGAAUGUGGUUACAGAGCUACUUGACAAUUCAAAGCAGGACACACCGACUAUUCUUGGAUGCCAAACAUUGACGAGGUUCAUUUACAGUCAGGUUGAUGGAACUUACACACACAGCAUUGAGAAAUUUGCACAUAAAGUUUGCUCAUUGGCUCGUGAAGAAGGUCAAGACCAUCAAAAGCGGUGUCUGAGAGCAUCUGGCCUGCAAUGCCUUUCAGCUAUGGUGUGGUUUAUGGGAGAGUUUUCGCACAUCUUUGCUUCUGUUGGUGAGAUCGUACAUGCCAUUCUUGAUAAUUACGAGGCAGACAUGAUCGUUCAGACCAAUGAAGACAGAGAAGAGCAAAACUGUAACUGGGUAAAUGAAGUGAUCAGAUGUGAAGGCCGAGGAACAGCAGUCAGCGGUUGUAACAGUCCUAGCUACAUGAUUGUCAGACCAAGAACAGCAAGAAAAGAUCCUACUCUAUUGACUAAAGAAGAGACUGAGAUGCCAAAAGUUUGGGCACAGAUUUGUCUCCAGAGGAUGGUUGAUCUGGCUAAAGAAAGCACAACUCUGCGGCAAAUCUUGGAUCCUAUGUUCAGCUAUUUUAACUCUAGACGCCAAUGGACUCCCCCAAACGGGCUAGCCAUGAUAGUUCUGUCUGAUGCAACAUACUUGAUGGAAACCUCUGGGAGUCAGCAGUUGGUGUUAUCAACUGUUGUACGCCAUCUUGACAAUAAGCAUGUUGCCAAUGACCCUGAGCUCAAGGCUUAUAUCGUACAAGUUGCUGGUUGUCUAGCGAAGCUGAUCAGGACCAACUCGUAUCUUAGAGACAUAAGUUUUGUUAACGACCUGUGUCGGCAUCUGAGGAAAAGCUUUCAGGCUACAGCUAGAUCAAUUGGAGAAGAUGAACUUAACUUAAACGUAAUGCUUCAAAACUCUAUCGAAGAUUGUCUGCGAGAGAUAGCCAAAGGAAUUGGAAAUACACAGCCAUUGUUCGAUAUGAUGGCUGUUUCAGUUGAAGGGCUUCCUUCUUCAGGAGUUGUUUCACGUGCAGCGGUUGGAUCACUGUUGAUACUCGCUCAUGCAAUGUCUUCAGUAUUAUCACCAUCUAUGCGUUCACAACAGGUUUUCCCGGACGCACUUCUUGAUGCGCUUCUUAAAGCAAUGCUGCAUCCAAAUGUGGAAACUCGUGUAGGAGCGCAUGAGAUAUUCUCUGUGAUUCUCUUGCCAAGUUCUGGUCAGUCUCAGGCUGGACUUGCAUCAGUGAGAGCUUCUGGUUAUCUCAGUGAAUCCAGGAACUGGAAGAGUGAUACAACCUCUGCGUUCACAUCUAUCGCCGCUCGAUUAGACAAGCUCAGAAAGGAGAAGGAUGGCGUCAAGGUUGAGAAGAACGGUUAUAACAAUACUCACGAGGAGCUUAAGAACUACAAAUCUUCCCCAAACUUUCACAAGUUGAAUUCCAUCAUUGAUAGGAAUGCUGGAUUUGUCAAUCUAGCUGAUAUGUUACCAUCAAUGAUGAAGUUCACCGAAGAUCAAAUUGGGCAACUGUUAUCUGCAUUUUGGACACAAUCGGCUCUUCCUGAUAUUUUACCUUCAAACAUUGAAGCUAUUGCUCAUUCUUUCAGUUUGGUGCUUCUUUCUUUGCGACUGAAGAAUCCUGAUGACGGGCUUGUUGUUCGAGCCUUCCAGCUUCUAUUCUCACUGAGGAAUCUUUCUUUGGACCUUAACAACGGCACAUUACCUACGGUUUGCAAGCGGUUGCUCCUUGCUUUUUCCACAAGUACGCUGAUGUUUGCUGCCAAGAUAUAUCAAAUCCCUCAUAUUUUCGAAAUGUUGAAGGCCCAACUUCCUGGCGAUGUAGAUCCUUAUCUGUUCAUUGGCGAUGACUUACAACUUCACGUAAGACCAGAAGCAAAUAUGAAAGACUUUGGGUCCUCAGGCGAUAGCCAGAUGGCUACUUUGAUGCUGUUUGAGAUCCGAAGCAAAGUAGAACUGUCCAACACUAUCAUUACCGAUAUUGUGGCCAAAAAUCUAUCUAAGAUUUCAAAGCUGGAGGAAGCUGAUGUACGGAUACAGUUAUCUGAACCAUUCACACCUGAUGAUGCUUUUAUGUUUGGAUCACGGCCAGUCGUUGAGCAUGAGCCAAACCAAAGUAUCUCUAAGGAAUCGCUGUCCUUCGAUGAGGACAUACCUGCAGGUUCGAUGGCUGAGGACGAGGUAACAAGCGAACUCUCUGUACGUUUUCACCCAAGAGGGUCUCCUUCACCAUCUGUUCCUCAAGUGAUCAGCAUUGGCCAGCUUAUGGAAUCUGCGCUUGAGGUGGCUGGUCAAGUGGUUGUGUCAUCUGUCUCUACUUCUCCUCUUCCUUACGACACAAUGACAAACCGCUGUGAAACCUUUGGGACUGGGACCAGACAGAAGCUCUCAAGGUGGUUGGCCACCGAGAACCGCCAAGUCAAUGGGCUCUACAGAGAUUCACUUGAGGAAUCAUCUGCACUUGAGAAGGUAGUAGAAGAUGGGAGAGAAUCUGGUGCGAUGCAGGAUUCGUGGUCCAUGAUGAGGCUACCUCCAGCUAGUCCCUUUGACAAUUUCCUCAAAGCAGCAGGAGCUGGAAGAUGA
Microthlaspi erraticum is the source of this 2946-nucleotide messenger RNA. Lineage: Eukaryota; Viridiplantae; Streptophyta; Magnoliopsida; Brassicales; Brassicaceae. The record is from the annotation of a GenBank genome assembly.